This is a messenger RNA of Exaiptasia diaphana, 1975 nucleotides long. RefSeq names its product dnaJ homolog subfamily A member 3, mitochondrial. Lineage: Eukaryota; Metazoa; Cnidaria; Anthozoa; Actiniaria; Aiptasiidae. Gene Ontology annotation, molecular function: heat shock protein binding; ATP binding. The record is from RefSeq and is a predicted model, not a curated record. The transcript has 14 exons. Gene Ontology annotation, biological process: protein folding; negative regulation of apoptotic process; response to heat. Gene Ontology annotation, cellular component: mitochondrion. Bases 4 to 1593 code for a protein of 529 amino acids.
GCAAUGGCGGCUCGGUGUGGGAAUGCAGGGAAGAUUUUGCGAAGUAUUAUAAGUAAUUCUGCUUCUGCGAUCGGAGCUAGUACUCAAAAAACAAAAUAUUUAAGCACUCUGAGCAGCUCCUCUCGUAUAUCGCCAAAUUUUAUUGGAAGGAAAUGGAAAAAAGGAGCUUUUCUUAAAUCUGUUCCUGGGGCUGUGAAUCAAGAAAGACAUAUACAUACUUCAGAUGACCUCAAAAGGAAAGACUACUAUAAAAUUCUUGGGGUGUCACCAAAUUCAGAUGCAAAAGAAAUCAAGAAAGCGUACUUUGAGCUUGCUAAGAGGUAUCACCCUGACACCAACAAAGACAAAAGUGGAGCUGAAAAAUUCCAAGAAAUUAAUGAAGCAUAUGAGAUUUUGAGUGAUGAUACUAAACGCAGGGCAUAUGACAGUUAUGGACAAACAGACUUUUCAGGUCAAGGUCCAUUUGGUGGAGGAGCUGCAGGUUUUGAUGCGGAAGAUAUCCUAAAGUCAUUCUUUGGUGGAAGAGAUGGACCAUUUAGUGGCUUCAGAACUGCUGGUAUGGAUUUUGAAGACCUCCAGCAAGCACAGCAGUACUCAAUGAAUCUGUCAUUCAUGGAAGCAGCAAAAGGUUGCAAUAAAGAUAUGUCUAUCAAUACAAGGGUGAUCUGUGAUCGGUGUAAUGGAAAAAAGGCUGAACCAGGAACAACACAUUCAAAAUGUCACUCAUGUAAUGGAACAGGACAGGAAACAGUCAAUACAGGUUUUUUUCACAUGAGGUCAACAUGUCGUCGAUGUGGAGGUCAAGGAUAUAUUAUUAGUACUCCAUGCAGAAAGUGUCGUGGGAAAGGAAAGGUUUCUGAAACUAGAAGAAUCACAGUCCCUGUUCCUGCAGGUGUUGACGAUGGACAAACUAUCAGACUACCAAUGGGAACAGGUGAAGUGUUUAUUACAUUAAGGGUAUCUCAAAGUAAAAUAUUUGAACGUCAAGGGUCUGAUGUGUUCACGACUGCUACUAUAAGUUUUACACAGGCUGUCCUUGGUGGCAAAAUAAAGAUACCUGGGAUACAAGGUGAUAUUGAAUUAAAGAUUCCACAAGGCACGCAGUCACACCAACGAAUGAGGCUUAGUGGGCGUGGUAUACCUAGAGUGGAUGGCUUAGGAAAAGGAGACCAUUUUGUUAGUUUUAAAAUUCAUAUACCAAAAUAUUUAACGUCCAAACAGAAGGAAUUGAUACAAGCCUUUGCUGAAUUAGAAGAUGAUGUUAGCGGCACAGUGAAUGGAGUCGAUAAAAAUAACACAAAUAAAGGGAUAAAUGCACAGCGUAUAUUCGAUGCUUUCCAGAAUUCGAAAGAGAAAUUCAAGGAAUCAGAAACUAUUAAUUCCAUGAAAGAUGAUUCUGAUGAGCGCUUGAAGCCCGAUGGAACAUGGGAAGGCGGCGAUGAUAGACAGGAAAAGAUGCACGCAUCAGAACUUCAAAAGACAAUCAAACUAGCUCUUUUUUUAGUGACAAUUUGUAUGGUGUACAUCACAUAUAGUAGUCUAACUAGUGGAACAUCAAAUCAUCAAAAAAAAGAGUAUAGUGAUGUAGACUGAUUUUACACUUAGGGUUUUAACUUUCUUUUAAUUGGCUUCUGUGAAUAAAUCAACAAACCUAAACUACUCGUUUAUGCUUAAUCCUAUAGAAACUUAGGGGAUGUUUACGGACAUUUUAACGGAAAGACGUACAAGGCGUGGCUAUCGAUAAACUGGCUCGUUACUGUCUGUGUGUUGACCGGCUGAUUUCUCAUUUCACGAAAAAAAGUAGCAGACUUUAUUAAUAACAAUACGUUUAAAUCCAGAGUUCGUGACUUGGUAUUUUUCCGACGUUUUUUAUUAUGGUCAUUUUUAUUUAGCGUUCCGUCGGCUUGUGACUUGAAAGUUUGACUUUCAAUAAAAUUGUUGCAAGGUGAGAAAAAAGAGAUUGUGUACUGCAAGG